AUGGAAGACGCGAGUUUCUUUGUUGGAGUCAUAGGUAACAUAAUCUCAAUUCUCAUGUUUCUUUCUCCUGUACCAACGUUUUGGAAAAUAAGGAUGCAUGGAUCCACUGAAGAUUUCUCAAGCCUUCCAUACAUUUGCACAUUGCUUAAUUGUUCCCUGUGGACUUACUAUGGAAUCAUAAAGUCUGGAGAGUACCUAGUUGCCACUGUUAAUGGUUUUGGCAUCUUUGUGGAGACCAUCUACAUUAUUAUAUUUCUCAUAUAUGCACCAAAGGGGAUCAGGGCAAAAACUGCCAUUCUGGCUGUGAUUUUUGAUGUGAUAAUCUUUGCAGCAGCAGUAGUCACAACUCUACUUGCAUUGCACGGAGACGCUCGCAGUGGUGCUGUUGGUAUCAUGGGAGCAGGCUUGAACAUUGUUAUGUAUUCUUCACCUCUUUCAGUCAUGAAAACAGUGGUAACUACAAAAAGCGUGGAAUACAUGCCAUUCUUGCUUUCGUUUUUCUUCUUUCUAAACGGUGGCGUUUGGUUAUUGUACGCUAUUCUUGUUCGUGAUGUUAUCCUCGGGGUGCCAAAUGGUACUGGAUUUAUACUGGGAGGCAUGCAAUUAGGGUUAUACGCGAUCUACAGAAAUGGCGGAAAGGGAAAUUCAAAUAAGAGAUUGGAAGAAGGAAUGCAACAUGAACCGUUGAUCUCAGAGCCAAACGAUGAGUCACAUGAGAGGGAACACAGGGCCAUCUAG
Sphenostylis stenocarpa is the source of this 738-nucleotide messenger RNA. The record is from the annotation of a GenBank genome assembly. NCBI's taxonomy places the organism in Eukaryota, Viridiplantae, Streptophyta, Magnoliopsida, Fabales, Fabaceae.